AAUCUGAGCAGUCAAGCAGGACAUGGUUUUAAUCGUACAUGUUGCUUAAGUCUGUAUUUAGGGAAGUUGUGUUGGGAGCGUUUAUUUCUUUGUUUUACUUGCUGUUUUCAGGGAAUAACGUGCUACUUACAUUAGUGAAAAUCGUAAAACUAGUUCAUUUUAAAGAUUAACUGACUUAAUAUAACUGAGUAAUUUAAAAAAUACGGUUUUCUUAAGUGAAAGUAUAUGGUGAGAUAAUGAUGAUGUCAUACAUAGCAGUGUUGUUUAUACUACCGUGUGUUGCAGGUCUGCAGUGCCCGUCCUGCACGUACAUCAACACGCCAGCAAACAUACCAAGCGUCAUUCGGAGCAUCCUUGAAUCUAUACUGGGCCUCUUCCAAGAUGACAAAUGUACACGGCCUAUCAACGGACCAACCGCCGGGGUGAAUGAGAUGACUUGUGCCCCGCCCGAGGGUCAGGUUGCCCGCUGUAGUCACUACAAGGGAGAGCUGGUCGUAAAUGCAUAUUUCACUGAUUUACCAUUGAACAUUGACCAGAGGGGCUGUUACUAUUCCCUCCCUGCCAACGUCCCCUCAAACAAAUGUCACGAUCGUAACAACAUCAACGAGGACAAAACUUUCAUUAAACAGAUGUUGGACCGAGUGGCCUCCGGAUUUACCUCCUUUGACGCAGUGUCCUUUAAGGGGACAUUAUGCCUCUGCAGUGACACCUAUUGUGCUACAUCCGGUGCAAGCAAAGGAUUGAACGGCGGGAACUUGGGGCCCACAAUUAGCUUUAUUCUUUCAAUUAUCACUGUUUUGGUUGCAAUAAAUUUAAUCUGAACAUAUGAAUGACCAGUCUAGUUUCCAUUUUCUAUGUACUUCAAAUAUAAAGUGUAUCUGUUCAUUAAUUUCAAAUUGAUACAAUCAAUAUAAUUGCUUAUUUUAAAAUCGUGAAAUGUAACUACAUGCAACACUGAUUUUGAACUUAUCUACCUAGUGAGAAUGGGAAUAAAACCAUUGUUUAUUUGGGUAGAUCACCUCAUUGUUAAGGAGAGUGAAUCUCAUCGCCGCCGUUGUGAAGGAAUCCAGAGUAUUAGAAAUGUGCAGGCAAAAAUGAUAAGACUUGUGCAGACUAUAAGAUGAUUAAACUUGUGCAGACCAUAAGAUGAUUAGACUUGUGCAGACCAUAAGAUGAUAAGAAAUGAGCAGACCAGAAGAUGAAAAGAAAUGUGCAGACAAUAACAUAAUACGAACUGUGCAGACCUUAAAAUGAUAUAAUAUAUGCAGACUAUCAAUGAUAAUAAAUGUGCAGACCAUAAGAUGAUAAUAAAUUUGCAGACCAUAAGAUGAUAAGAAUUGUGCAGACCAUAAGAUGAUUUGGCUAUUAUCCCAGUUAUUGACCUUUUAUUAGUAUUGUAACAAAGGUGCAUGUAUGUGUUUAUGUAGUCUAAGGCAUCAGACACAUUAUAAUGAGGUUUAUUAGGUUAAGUGAAUGUAAAAUUCAUAACCAAAAUCAUGUUUGGCCACGAAAUAUUUCAAAAUGUUUCAUUCAAGUGAUUUCAGUUGAAGCUGAAACAACAAAAUACAAACUGCAAUAACUUAAAAUCAUAGGAACUUUUGUCAUUAAAUUUGCAUAUUAGCAAUAAGCUUGGAGUAGGAUUAUAUGCUAUUGGUUCAAGCUGUAAGUUAGCAAUUUCUUUUCAAAUGACAGCAAAACUAUAUGGGGCACAGGCAUAAAAAUACCACACAAUAAUUAAUGGAAACAUUUGUGUUAUUGUUGGUCGGAUACGAUAUGUCUUUAAUCUUUAAUACAGAUAUUGGAUGAUGUUAUGUUCUUUAAGAUUCUUGUUAAGUACUUUUUUUGAUAUUCUAAUAAACAAUUGAAAAAUCA
Mya arenaria is the source of this 1872-nucleotide messenger RNA. RefSeq lists its product as uncharacterized. NCBI's taxonomy places the organism in Eukaryota, Metazoa, Mollusca, Bivalvia, Myida, Myidae. The transcript has 4 exons. The record is from RefSeq and is a predicted model, not a curated record. The coding region runs from base 237 to 821 and encodes 194 amino acids.